Lodderomyces theae is the source of this 1641-nucleotide messenger RNA. RefSeq lists its product as uncharacterized. The coding region runs from base 1 to 1641 and encodes 546 amino acids. The record is from RefSeq and is a predicted model, not a curated record. The transcript has a single exon. Lineage: Eukaryota; Fungi; Ascomycota; Pichiomycetes; Serinales; Debaryomycetaceae.
AUGACAUCUUAUAGACUUAUCACUUUCGGCAUAGUUGCUUAUUUUCUAUACGCUUGGACAUUCGUGUGUCCUCCAAUAAGUCUACUAACCGCAACUGAUGAAGUGCAACUAUCACCUAUCAAUUUCCAUGUAUGCAAAGUCAGUGAUGGGUAUAUACGGCCAUAUGUACAGCCAGUCUAUGACGCGCAAAUCAAGCCAAUACUUAUCGAAUUGGAUGAUCAGUGGCAGCUUAGCGGCCGAUUGAGUCGUGCGUUGGAUAUCUGUGAUGCAUUUGAUGAGAAAUACGGUGUCAAAGCCGCAUUGGAUUUGGUAUUUGAUGGAUUGACAAGAUUUUACAAUUGGUUUGAACAUUCAGUGCUACGUUAUGUACAAUUAUGGCUGAGACUUGGACUACUUAAAGCUUGGUAUUGGAUUAAUGUGGCACGAGUCAAUGCCGACCACGCUUUGCAACCAAUUUGGACGUUUGUUGGUCAAAUAUUGCACAAUGUUGCAUCUAUACCGAUCGUGGGCCAAGUAUUGACCCAAAUCCAAGACGUUUAUGCACAGUUGAUAAAUUCCCCCGGUGCUGCCAAGUUGCACCAACGUAGUUUGUUCAUCCAGAAGGAAGUCAAGAAUUUGAUCAAGUUUGACGAAUUUUCACCUCGUGAAUUCAAGUCAAGUUUGAUACAUGUUGUCAAGGACUUGAUGGGGCAUAAAUACGAGCAGGAGGAAGCUGAAGAUGGUUGGGACUCCGAAGAAGAAGAAGAACAAGAAGGAGAAGUUGAGACUAUAGUACUCACUUCGACUGUAUCUGUUUACGAAGAUGGUGCAUUGGUUACUGAAAAUCCUGAGCCUGAGUUGGUUGAAAUAUAUCGAGAAAUUGAGCACUGGCAAACGAAAAUCAACAAGACAUUGAAUUUGGCCAGAAUCAAUCUUGAAUCUGAUUUGCAACCAAUUUUAAAUCGACUGAUUGAAGCAUUGAAGCCAUUGGUUAGUCAAGAAUUUCAAGAUUUGCAACAAGUCAAUUAUAAACAGUAUAAAGACAUUCAUGCAAAAAUCUCUCAGAUUAACAAAGAUGUCGAAAAGAUUCAAGCUAGUAACAAGACUAUUCGAGUGGAAACUAUAACCAGACAAGAAAUUAGGGAUGAUAUUGCUGAAAGCUAUGCUUCAACUAAAAACUGCUCAACCAAUGUACAGCAAUUGCUUUCAUCAACCCAUGAACAGUUGUUGGUUGAAUACUUCAAUUUGGUUCAAUCGACAAUUGACAUAUUGGAAUCAUUUGCCGACUCGUCAAUCAAUGAAUUCAACUCCAAGAUCUCGUACUUGAUCCAACAACAAGGUGAACAACUCGGUGAUUCGCAGAUAUGGACAAUUUGGAAAAACUUUCACCAAAUCAAGGACCAAUUUUUCCAAUUUAGAGAUGAUUUAUUAACAAAUGCAAAUUUGUACAAGAGAGAUAACAAGACGUAUGCUGCGAGUGCAAUUGGAAUGGAGAAUUGGAAUGACUAUUUGAAGAAUGUUGAGUUUCAUUUGAAUUUCCUAAUUAGAGAUAAUGCUGAUUAUUUGCAAUUGGUUCGUGCUAAGGCCAACUUGGCAUUUCAAGCGCGAGAAGAGUUGAUUUAUGAAAUGACUAAUGGGGAGGUUGAUCUGUGGGGUCAAUGA